This is a messenger RNA of Prosopis cineraria, 705 nucleotides long. RefSeq lists its product as uncharacterized. NCBI's taxonomy places the organism in Eukaryota, Viridiplantae, Streptophyta, Magnoliopsida, Fabales, Fabaceae. The coding region runs from base 1 to 705 and encodes 234 amino acids. The transcript has a single exon. The record is from RefSeq and is a predicted model, not a curated record.
AUGAUAUCCCUUCAAGUUGAGAUGGAUCAAAGUGAUGAUUGGAAGGUGCGACAAGGUGGCGUAAAGUUUCAGAAACACCACUACUUUCCGAAGAGAAUUUUGCAGUUUGUUUUCUCUGUUUCUACGUUCUCUUUCUUACUUUGGUACUCCUUUGGCUGUUCCAUCCUCCCUCAUGAUGAGUCCCUCAAUGCCUUCUUCUCCACCUUCCUCUUCUCCAUCUUCUCUCACACCCUCCAACGAAAAUACAUGUUCCUCCUCUGCAAUGCCAUCCUCGCUUUUCUUGCCAAAACCUCACUGUCCUCAUCAUCAGAUAAAGAUGAGUCCCUCCAAGCUGCAACUUUACAAGACACUACUAAUGCCAUACCAGUUUCUGUAGAAGCUCCUUCUCUCAUGGCUGAAGAACAAGGUAAGAAGCAAGAGCAUUGUGAGGAAGAAGAAGAAGUCCCAGAAGCCGAUGAAGAAAACAUUGAAGAAGCCUCCAUUGCUAAAGAAGAUGAACAGGUGCGGACCACGGAAGAAAGUAGCUGUACUGAUGAUCAGGUUACGGUGGGGACGCGAGAUGAUGAAGCAGAUAAUACUACGGUGGUGGAAGACAAUGAGGAAUUAUCAAAUGCAGAUGAGUUGAACAGAAAGUUUGAAGAAUUCAUAAGGAAGAUGAAGGAAGAGAUGAGGGUUGAAGCUCAAAGGCAGCUAAUUGCAGUCUAG